Molecule: messenger RNA, 605 nt
Organism: Hibiscus syriacus
Lineage: Eukaryota; Viridiplantae; Streptophyta; Magnoliopsida; Malvales; Malvaceae
Exons: 5
Coding region: 57-434 (125 amino acids)
Biological process (GO): regulation of transcription by RNA polymerase II
Cellular component (GO): NuA4 histone acetyltransferase complex; nucleus
Source: RefSeq, a predicted model, not a curated record
CUACUUGAGAGAGUGGUUUCAGUCUACGACUGCAAAAAGGAAUAAGUAAAGAGGUGAUGGAGGGUGGAAGAGACAAAGAAGAUGAACAAGAUGGUAUUUCCGUACAUUCCCCUUGCAAAGCUCCACCGUCUUCCGCCUCUUCUCUUCCUAAGGAGCAACAGGAGGUAGAAUUGGAGCUGAGGCUAUUGGAAGCACUUGAAAUCUAUCCUCCCGUCAAAUUACGAGGCGUGCAUCGCCACUUUGUACUCUAUGGUCUGAUGGAAUUCCUGCGGAAAAGCCUUGACCGACAUUUUUCUCCAGAUGAGGUUUUACAAUUGCUAGAUCGUUUCUACAACUUAGAAGUUCUGAAACCAGAUGAUGAAGAGAUUGAUAUCCUAAAUCACGAGGAAGAUUUCUGCUUGCCACAAAGCUAUUUUGUCAAGGAAGAACCCUAAAUCAUAUUUUGGGGAAUUGGGGCAUUCAUAUAUCUGCACUAAAUAUGGUUUUCUACUUGAGAUCUGAUGAUAUCUAACUGUGAUAACUCAUAAUGUUCCUUGAUCAUGUUGCACAAUAUUAUUGUAAAAAUUAGGUUGCAAUUUUGAUGGAAUGUGAUUAGUUUGUUGACA